UGCCACCUGGCAACGCUGUUGGCGCUGGUCAAACACACACAAGAUGGCAGCGUUGGAAGACGAGUUUGAAGAUGCGCCUGAUGUGGAGCCUUUAGAACCAACGUUGAAGAACAUCAUCGAGCAGAAAUCCUUAAAAUGGAUAUUUGUAGGGGGAAAAGGUGGUGUAGGUAAAACGACAUGUAGCUGUAGUUUGGCAGUCCAACUGGCUGCUGUCAGAGAGAGUGUUCUCAUAAUUUCUACUGAUCCUGCCCAUAACAUAUCUGACGCUUUUGACCAGAAAUUCUCGAAGGUGCCUACCAAAGUCAAGGGCUAUGACAACCUCUUUGCUAUGGAAAUUGAUCCCAGCUUGGGUGUGGCAGAGCUACCCGAUGAGUUCUUUGAGGAAGACAACAUGCUCAGCAUGGGCAAAAAAAUGAUGCAGGAGGCCAUGAGUGCCUUCCCUGGCAUUGAUGAAGCAAUGAGCUAUGCAGAGGUCAUGAGGUUAGUGAAAGGAAUGAACUUCUCUGUGGUUGUCUUUGACACGGCUCCUACUGGCCACACACUGCGCCUGCUUAACUUUCCCACCAUUGUGGAACGAGGCCUUGGCCGACUCAUGCAAAUCAAGAACCAGAUCAGCCCAUUCAUAUCACAGAUGUGCAACAUGCUGGGCCUGGGUGACAUGAACGCAGACCAGCUGGCAUCCAAGCUUGAGGAGACUUUGCCGGUCAUCCGCUCAGUUAGCGAGCAGUUCAAAGAUCCUGAGCAGACCACUUUUAUCUGUGUGUGCAUCGCAGAGUUCCUGUCCCUGUAUGAGACCGAAAGGCUGAUCCAGGAACUGGCCAAGUGCCGCAUCGACACACACAACAUUAUUGUCAAUCAGCUUGUUUUCCCAGAUGGCGAGAGGCCAUGUAAGAUGUGUGAUGCACGGCACAAAAUUCAGUCCAAGUAUUUGGAUCAGAUGGAGGACCUGUAUGAAGAUUUCCACAUAGUGAAACUACCUUUGCUACCCCAUGAAGUUCGAGGUGCAGACAAGGUCAACACUUUCUCUAAGCAGCUUCUGGAACCCUACAAACCACCAAACAAGUAAUUCUCCUCGUCGCGGGACCAGACCCCCACCACUUUUAGAACCCAAAGACCACACCUCCCAACAGGUGUCUUACCCUUCAGUAAUACUCAACCCAUCAUGCAAGCUGGACCGUGCGAGACACACUUGCUUGGUGCUGUCGCCUUCUAAUCCCCUCUGUAGCACUCGUACCAUUACAAUUUAAAACAUUUAUUCCUUUCCUUCA
Messenger RNA from Entelurus aequoreus (snake pipefish), 1268 nucleotides. RefSeq names its product guided entry of tail-anchored proteins factor 3, ATPase (gene get3). Lineage: Eukaryota; Metazoa; Chordata; Actinopteri; Syngnathiformes; Syngnathidae. Bases 44 to 1066 code for a protein of 340 amino acids. Gene Ontology annotation, biological process: post-translational protein targeting to endoplasmic reticulum membrane. The record is from RefSeq and is a predicted model, not a curated record. Gene Ontology annotation, cellular component: GET complex. The transcript is spliced from 7 exons. Gene Ontology annotation, molecular function: ATP hydrolysis activity; ATP binding.